Diabrotica balteata is the source of this 945-nucleotide messenger RNA. Lineage: Eukaryota; Metazoa; Arthropoda; Insecta; Coleoptera; Chrysomelidae. The record is from the annotation of a GenBank genome assembly.
AUGUCCUGUAUCGAUCAGAAACUGCCAGGCUUUGAACUGACCCGCAAUACAUGGACAACGCUAAACAGAAUAAGAACAAGCAGCGGUAGGUGUGCUGACAGCUUAUAUGGAUGGGGAAAAGCCCGUACUCCUGAGUAUAUAAAUGCAGCACCACAAUGGCAAAGUUUCAAUGGUGGAAACUGGAACAGAGUUGAAAGGAGUUCCAGAAACUAUGCAGAUAAAAGAAAAGCCAACUUACAAGUCUGGACUGGCACUUACGGCAUAGCCACAUUGCCACAUGAAUCCACCCAAAAACCAACAGAAUUAUAUUUGUAUGUUAAUCAAAGGACAAGAGCAUUACCUGUUCCAGCACUUUACUGGAAAAUAGUUUAUAACCCGUCCAACAAAAGAUGUGUGGUACUUAUUGGAUUAAACAAUCCAUUUGAAGAGAAUGUUUCAAAAUAUAUAAUUUGUAGAGAUAUAUCUAAUAGUUUAAACUGGUUAAGCUGGCAAAAAAACGUCCUAGAAAAUUCAGCAGUCCUUAUAAUCAAAAUCACGUAUAACAAUCCACAAUAUGGACUCAAUAUAAACGAAAAGAAGAUUAAGUCCAUUGUAAUUAGCAGGAACACGAUAACAGAAGGUCAACUCUACGUCAAUCAUACCCCAAUAGAGAGAGUGAGGCACUACAACUACCUCGGCGCCAUAAUAUAUAUAAAACAUGGACCGAUAAUCAGAAGACAAGAGCAAGCAUCGAAAAAAUCUAGAUUAACCUUCAACCGAAUGGGGGCCUUCUGCUCUGUCUAUUUUUAUGUUGUUGAAUCGUGGACCUUGAAUGAAGAUCCGUGGAGAAGGUUUGAAGGAGAUGAGAUAAGGCUAUAUCUAAGAAUACUUGAGAUUCCGUGGACUAACGAAGUCACGAAUGAGGAGGUCCUGAGAGAAAUGAAAAAAAAAACCGAGAGGUACUGA